AACCAAAAAGCUGAACAAAAAAACAAACUCCCCACCUCCCAACAAAAACAAACAAGCUCCAAAAAAAUAAAACAUUAGGGUUUCCACUUUCCCAUUUUUUUCUUUUAUCAUUUUUUCCCUCCUGAUUUUCCUUCCCUCCAAACACCAUUGCAAUUGUUGCCAUUUCCCCUCUUGGAAUUUUUUUUUCCGCUCUGCUUGGUGAGAGGCGACUGAUUUUCUUUCAAAGAAGAAGUUUAAUGAAAUUAAAAAUAAAAGGAGCUUGAUUUUUCGUCUCUGGAUCUUUCCUGGGAAAAUUUGCCUCCUUUUCCAGCUUUCUCUCUCAGCUUCCACGGAGGAAUUUAUAUAGCUGGUGGGUGGAGUCAAAGAAGGAAGGAGGGAAAAUUUCAUUGGAGGUUCUAAAGUUCUAGGGAGAGAGAGAGAGAAGUUUAAUCUUUUUUCUUUCUUUUUCUGUAGAUUUUUUUUAAAAUUUCAAUUGUUAGUAAAUAAUUAGAUUGCUUGAGUUUGAAUGCAUAUAUUGAUAUAUGGAGUCAGAAGUAUUUUUACCUCCAAGAGAUUUGGCACAAUGUUGUGAUUGCGGUUGUACUGCCUGUUCUUUGAUUGGUGAUCGUUCGAGUACUUGGUUUCGGUCUGUCAAACGAAAAUAUGAUGAGCUUGAGACUGGAAAUGGGUUUUAUGGUCCGGGGUUUGAUGUUUAUUCCAAUGCCAGAGUACAGAUUGAGAAUGAAUGUGCUGCUUUGCGAGAGACAGUUAGCAGCCAACAAGCAUCAAUACAGGAUUUGUAUACAGAAUUGGAGGAAGAGAGAAAUGCCUCAUCCACGGCUGCUACUGAGGCCAUGUCAAUGAUAUUGAAGUUGCAGAGAGAGAAGGCAGAGAUCCAAAUGGAGGCAAGGCAAUUCAAGCGUUUUGCUGAGGAGAAAAUGGCACAUGACCAGCAGGAGAUAAUGGUUUUGGAGGAUCUGUUGUAUAAGAGAGAGCAGGCUAUUCAAGCUCUUACUUGUGAAGUGCAGGCUUACAAGCAUAGGAUGAUGAGUUAUGGGCUUACAGAGGCAGAGGCUGAAGGUGAGAAGGAUGGACACAUUCGGAAUGUGUCUGAGAACUUUGGUGCCCAAGUUGAUCUUCCUGCGUUGGAUUAUCCACCUCUAAAAUGCAGUUUGAAUGAGAAUCCUGGUGAUGAUGUUGAACAUGUUGAGAAAUAUGCAUUCGGUGAGACCCCUCAUGCCCAUGAGCACUUGAGGAAUCUGGAACAGAGGAUCUUCCAAAUGGAGAGGAAUCCCAGCAGCAGUCAGCUGAGUCAGCUGGAUGGAGAUUUUCCUGGAACAAAGAAUGUUUUGGAGAAGGUAAUAGUUGGUCACUCUCCUAGGCGACCAAGACAUUCAAUGGGGCUUUCAACUGAUAGUUCAAAUUCAUUCCUUGCUAAAGAGAUCGGUUCAGAGUUUACUGGUGAUUCUCCCAGGUUUAAUACUAAUUCUCCAAGGUUUAAUACUAGCUUCAAGAAGAUGGAAUUCGUUUCAGAACUGGAUGAGAUUUCCAGUUCAAGGAGAAUGGGUAAUGCUUCAGAAGUUGGAGAUGAUAUGAGUGACAGAGUUUAUACUAUUGACUCUGUCCAUAAUGGGGUGCCAUAUAAUGGAACCUCUGAGUCCAAACCUGCAGUUGAAACUUUUGAUGAUUAUGCAUCCUCACCAAGAGAGACAUUUAAUCUGCCUGAUGUUUGUGAUCCUGAUAUCAAGAAGCUCUACAUGAGGCUUCAGGCCCUUGAGGCUGAUAGGGAAUCAAUGAGACAAGCAAUAAUAUCAAUGCGAACUGAGAAAGCACAGUUAGUAUUAUUGAAAGAAAUAGCUCAACAUUUGUGCAAGGAAAUGUCACCAGAAAGACAAGUGAUUGUGAGGAAGCGAUCUAUUCUUGGAAACCUUCCGUUCAUGUCAGUCUUCAAGUGGUUUGUAUCCUUUUUUUUCUGGAGGUGGAAAGCUCGUCGACGCAAGUACCUGUAUGGAUUGUCACCAAACAAUGUUGGGUUGCUAAUGCUUUUAGACAAGGGCCCCCAACUGAGGCAGUGGAGAUGCCUUUUAAGUACACAAGUGUGAAAAUGAUUCUUUUACUUCCAUGUCCAGAUGAAGCCCUAUAAUCUUUAUUGUGAAUGCUGUAUGGGUUUGAUUGAGCUAUCAUGUGUAGACUUUGCAUCCAAUUUUUAUGGAUUCAUUGGUGCAGAAUUUGGUAUAUUGUGCAGUGUACUUUUAUUUUACUUUUUUUUGGGAGAUUGAAUACAUUUUGCUGCUUGAUCAGCAAAGCAUGGAUGCUGUGAGCAUACUCGUUCACAUAGUUUGUUGGAUUUCAGCUUGAGGUAUUUGUCUUUUGGCGAUCUCCUGUAUAUUUCUGAUUCUUAUAUGAUUCUUAUUCAAGUAUGCAGUGUUUAUACUUUUCCAAUUCAAGCAAAGGUUAGUUUGCAAAAUUAUUGAUGCUAUUCUCAUCAAGAUUCUUGUUUUAGUUGCUUGCUUUUUCCUUUGGCUAUAC
Durio zibethinus is the source of this 2508-nucleotide messenger RNA. RefSeq names its product myosin-binding protein 7-like. NCBI's taxonomy places the organism in Eukaryota, Viridiplantae, Streptophyta, Magnoliopsida, Malvales, Malvaceae. The record is from RefSeq and is a predicted model, not a curated record.